CGGCAGGGCCAUGAUGAGCAUCUGAUGUCUUUGGCCGGAUGCGGGAGGGGUGUUGGCGUUCGGGCGGGCUCCCCAGUGGUCGAAUUUACGAAUUUCGUAGCCAUCCGCCCCCGGUUCCCACUUGCAGAAAUCUACUUCGUUGGCGUCUUCCUCCUGUAGUGUGUCGCCACUCUCCGCGAAUGCGACAGCUGAAGUGCGUGUUCCAUGUCCGGUGCCCUGUCAUCCAUGGCUGACCUGUAUCGCAGGCUGCCUUUGUUGCUCCUUGUCGUUGUGCUGCUGCUUGUCGUUGUCAUCUUCCACAUCUGCUUCCUCGGCCGCGUUCCUGGACGGAAAGUGACGCCGUGGACGUCGAAGAAGGCGAGGAAGAUGGACAACCUCCAGAAGAAGACCACGGCGUCGGCAGUGGCAGGGGGAUCUUCACGUCUACGUUGCAUCGGUGUGGAUGGUGCCAAGCGACCGUACGACCCCACGUUGUACAGCCACCUGCCGUCCCACGAGAUUCCGUUGCCUCCGAGUGACGCCGAUGCCGACGGCCCUCGAUCCUCAACGGCUCCCCUGGCCAGCGGUUCGACGCAGGAUUGGAUGGGGAGCCAGCUGUUUAGACAGCCACCAACGCCGACGUACAUUGAUCUUCUGGAGGGGCAGACCCCGGCCGGCUACGACGUAGGACUUGUCGAUCUGAGCUUCGGUCUGAGGUUUGGGAGUGCUCAGGAAGUGACGCACACUGUUGUCGUCAACCCAACUUCAGGCAGCAACCACACACGGCUUUCGGCGACGGCAGGGGGGCUUCCGGACGAGCGCGGCGGGUGUUACCGUGAGUUGGCCGCCCAGCAUGGAAUCGUCUCGCCAAAGCAGGGAGCAAUGAGCAGUGCUGGUGUGGCCGCUUCAAGGACGAAGACAACGGGAUUGACGACCUUCCGAUCGACGACGCCUACUGAUGCAAUCGACGGGCGACGGGACGACGAUGAUUGGUCCGCUACAGAGGUCCUGGGUCGACAGGUUUCGGACGAUCAUCGGCAACAAUCACGUUAGUCAGCACGUCCAGCAUAACGAGA
Chara braunii is the source of this 1055-nucleotide messenger RNA. Lineage: Eukaryota; Viridiplantae; Streptophyta; Charophyceae; Charales; Characeae. The record is from the annotation of a GenBank genome assembly.